Tympanuchus pallidicinctus (lesser prairie-chicken) is the source of this 4123-nucleotide messenger RNA. It is a transcript of the gene BOK, whose product is annotated as BCL2 family apoptosis regulator BOK. Bases 2572 to 3288 code for a protein of 238 amino acids. Gene Ontology annotation, molecular function: protein heterodimerization activity; protein homodimerization activity. Gene Ontology annotation, biological process: extrinsic apoptotic signaling pathway in absence of ligand; regulation of apoptotic process; intrinsic apoptotic signaling pathway in response to DNA damage. Gene Ontology annotation, cellular component: mitochondrial outer membrane. NCBI's taxonomy places the organism in Eukaryota, Metazoa, Chordata, Aves, Galliformes, Phasianidae. The transcript has 5 exons. The record is from RefSeq and is a predicted model, not a curated record.
GCUGGGCUCCGUGGUGCUGGGUGAGGAACAGCUCGGUCCAAAGAGGAGCUCCGGCAUCGGCACACCGACGGGCUGAAGUGCUCUUCUGCGCUGAGCUGCUGGAGUGAGCGGUGCAGAACAGCGCUGUGCCUGUGGAAGGCAGUUAAGCAGCAAAACUAGAGAAGGAAAGGAGAAACACAUUGAAUUUAUCACCUCCCAGGAGCAGCUUCCAAACUGCGGGAAGAAUGCACUUGUAUGGAGGAAGCAAGAACCGGGCUUUGCCAGCAGGUUUCCUCCUCGCUGUGGUUUACGGCUGCUGUCUAGACUGGGCCACUGAGCUUCUGUUCAGCAGAUGCUAGGCUGUGCCAAAACAGCCUCUGCCUCAACUUGCAAGCUAUGCUGACAGUGUUAAAUGGGAUGUUCUUCCCCGUCGGCCUUCUUUAUGGUGAAAGUUUUGAACUGAAGCAGCGAGUGCCUUAUGUGGAUUUAGCAAAGCAAAGUAUUAGAAUAGAGUUCUCCAAACCUCAAGUGCUCGUUCAGUGCGAGGCAUAGGGCUGAUGAGCUCCACCCCACCUGCCAGGCACUGCUAGGCAUGAGGUGACUGCUGAGUGAUGGCAGCUGUGAACUUCUCCAGGCCUUAAACCUUGCUCCUUAUAGGAGAUGCGAGGACAACUUUUAAGAGGAACCUGUGCCUACCUACCAAGACAGAACACACUGAGCGAGUGCUGUAGAAGCCCGCUUGCUCUUAUGGUUCCCCUUCUAGAGCCCCCAGCUGUAUGGAAGCUGCAGCGGGCUGCUUGAGCUCCAGCACUCUUGUUCCUGCAGACUCUCUCACUACAAGUCUUGCAAUACUGAGGCUCUCUUUUCCUGCUGAUAUCGUGGCUCUUAAGACUGUUUUGAGUGUUCAGCAAAGAAAAGGGCCUUUAUCUCCCAGUGCUGCUGGUAAAGUGGAAUAAGCAGGAGUGGCUCUUGCAGCUGUAAAGCUCCAAGUGGAGCUGACUCCUGGGUUGGCUGAGCAUCUUUUCUCUCCCAAUGACUAAUCCUCAAAUUAAGCCAGGCUGCUUCCAAGCUGAGAGCACUGAGUACUUGUUCUUCCAAACCAUGUUCCUGUGCAGCGGCAGAAAACAGCUGAUGAAGCUGAAUCCUAAACCCUCACAGACGUUGGCUCUCUGCUUAGGCAGGAAUGGAUCUGCAGGGAUGCUUUGCCUUCCCAGCUGGUCCCUUCGGACUGCCCUGGGAGUCCUGUGCUGAUAGCAGGAGACCCCAGAGCAUCCCUGUUUAACAAAGUGAAUGAUGGGAGCCAGUGAUGGGGCAUGAGCUGCGCAGCAGCCAGCACCUGGGGACAGAGCUGGCACUCACUGAGCACUCGAAGAGACAGCCUUGUCUGGAGCCACAGCACAGCUAUGGAAAUUAGUGUGUCUACUCUUUGAAACAGAACAGAGUGCUCUGCUGGAACCAACAGCGUGACAUCGUGCUUUCAUUCCCUGCCUGCUUUUAAACUGGAUAUGGAGGAAUCCAUUUGGAGUUGUUCACUGCAGAAAAUGAGGAGAAAAAGAUGGCAAUAGCCAGAAUCAGGAAAGAAAUGUGCGAUAAUUGCCUGCCACUGCCUGUGCAGAUGGGCCAACCAGGGGCAGAGCAUGCAGCUCUAAUUCUGAUAGAACCACACUGUACUCAUGUUUGUGUUCACAAAGAUCUUUGCAGUCCAGAUGACAGCCCCACUCACUCUCCUGAGAUGCUUCUGACCCCUUCUGAGUUCAGGAGGUUUCCUCUGUGAAACCUCCAUGCUUUUCAUGCCGUUAGACUAAAAUAUAACACUACAUGAAACCGAUUACUUGGAGAUACAUAUUCUGAGAAAUGAGCUCUCAUGGUGCGUGUCUGAGACCCUUUGUGCCAGGAAAACCUAGCAGUCCAUGCUUUGUUAAGGGGAGACUCCUUUUCUUGCAUUUGUCCAGCAACAUUUUUAAACAGAAUGAUUCACAAAAUGAAUUGUUUGGGGGCACUGUUUCUCAGACGAGGAUUCUGAGAAGACUUUUGUGUCUUGUGUAAUAAGAAGCUGCAAAGCUACUUACUCCUUUAUGCAUCUUUCUGAUGUGGGGCUUGAUGCCAGCAUCAAAAUUCUGUCCUUUGCUGGACCAAAAAAACCAUUGGCAGCUCUGUGACGUUAAUUUCUGCAAGGCUAAGUGAUAAUUCAGGCAGAUUAGUGAAUCGGUCUCACGCACUGCAGUGAUCUGAUCUCGUGGCUCCUUCUAGAAAUGAAAUUCUUCAAUCCCAAACAUAUAUUUUUCCAAUCAAAACACCAGACAUAUGUUAGUGCCAGCAAGAAACAUGGCAGUGUGUUGGUUCUAUCCUGGUCUGUGAUUACCAGGACAUGAGAAAGCAGACCUUGGGUAUGGAGUUGCUUUUGGAAUGCGCAGGAGAAACUCGCACAGAUGCUGUGCAGGUCUGCGUGAAGCUGAUCUCUCUCUCAAAACUGAAGGUAAAAUGAAAAACUGUCCUUGGGAGAGCAGCUCCUGAGAGCUGUGACGGAGCCCCGUGGAUCGCUGCCUCCCUAAGGCUCAGCCCAGCCUGGAGCUGGGUGGCUUUGCUGCGAGGAUGGAAGUGCUGCGCCGCUCCUCCGUCUUUGCUGCAGAGGUGAUGGAGGUGUUUGACAGGUCUCCCACUGACAAGGAGCUUGUGUCCCAAGCCAAGGCUCUCUGCAGGGACUACAUCAACUCGAGGCUGAUCCGUGCAGGCGUCAGCUGGAGCAAACCUGAGCACAAUACCCCGAUGCCUGGCGGCAAGCUGGCUGAGGUGUCUGCCAUCCUGCUGCGCCUGGGGGACGAGCUGGAAUACAUUCGCCCCAACGUCUAUCGCAACAUCGCCCGCCAGCUGAACAUCUCGCUGCACUCGGAGACGGUGGUGACGGAUGCUUUCCUGGCCGUGGCUGCACAGAUCUUCACUGCAGGCAUAACAUGGGGCAAGGUGGUCUCUCUCUACGCCGUGGCAGCAGGGCUGGCAGUGGACUGUGUGCGUCAUGCACAGCCAGCCAUGGUGCACACCAUCGUGGACUGCCUGGGAGAGUUUGUCCGCAAGACCUUGGUGACGUGGCUGAAGAGGCGAGGAGGCUGGGCGUGGCUUGUUUUGAGGUACGCAGUGGCCGGGUGGGUCUGGGCAUGGCCGCUGACCUCUGCUCCCCCUCCUCAGGCAGACAUCACCAAGUGUGUGGUGAGCACCGAUCCCAGUCUCCGCUCCCACUGGCUCGUGGCCGCCAUCUGCAGCUUUGGGCACUUCCUCAAGGCCGUCUUCUUCGUGUUGCUGCCCGAGAGAUGAGUCCCACUGCCCCGUGCCCCAUCUCCUCCCCCACUCCAGAAGCAGUGGCCGUGGGCUCUGAAGAGGAGGAAAAGAAGAACUGGUACGGACGCAACUUGUUCUCCACUCCCUUAGCUGGUGGCAGCUGAUGGACUUCAUUCUCCUUUGAUGGCCACAGGAGCCUCUCCCACCGUUCAUGUCCCAGGAACCCUGUUUCCCAUGGGGACCAGAGGAGGAAGGAGCUACGAUUUGAAAUGAAAUGGGAAGAAGAGAGGAGGAGCAGCCCUCCCUCACUGCAUGCAAUCGCCUUUCAGUCUUCAGACUCGCCUUGUGUCACUUCUUGUUGUUGUGUUUUGCUAAGACUCCAUCUCCUCCUCGCUCUCUGGACUCGCUCCUCCUCGCUCUGUGUCACUGGGCUCUCCCCACAGCACAGCGUGACAGACAGUACCGUGCUGUGAUGGGAUUUGCAUGGGAUGAAACCAAAUGUACCAUCAUCAGAUGCUUCCCCCUCUGACCUUCCUUGGGAAAUGCAUUUUGUGGAGUGUGUGCAGAGCAGCUGCACGGGAUGCAGUUGGCAAGGGUGCUGCUCUGACCUCUUACGGAGCCCACAUGCAUCACAUCAAACAAGGAACUGAGCAACAACUCAGGUUGGAAUUUUGCAGUGAAGUCAAAGCUCAGUUUGUAAGUGGGACAGGUGAGAUGAGGGAAGCAGUAAGAGAGCUGCCUGGUGUCAAGAAUGGGGAAAGCUGUGUCAAAAGGAACUGCUUUAUUUUUCUCCCUUAUUGUCUUCAGGAGUACAGCCUAUAGUCCUCUUUGUAUUGUACAAUAAAAGCAAGUAGGUGUUGUUUAUUGUAAA